Molecule: messenger RNA, 437 nt
Organism: Mizuhopecten yessoensis (Yesso scallop)
Lineage: Eukaryota; Metazoa; Mollusca; Bivalvia; Pectinida; Pectinidae
Product: hypertrehalosaemic prohormone-like
Exons: 4
Coding region: 76-363 (95 amino acids)
Molecular function (GO): hormone activity
Source: RefSeq, a predicted model, not a curated record
GGGAUCCCUAGUAAUACAAAGGGAUCCACGAGAGACUAGAGGAGGUGCUGAGCGUACAUCUACACACAAAGGACAAUGAUUUCCAAAUGGAUCCUGCUAAUAUUGAUAGUGUCCAGUGUGGUCCUACUAACCAGUGCCCAAAUCAGUUUCUCCACGAGCUGGGGCAGUGGUAAACGUACAGCCUACAACGAGCCCGUGAACCCUAAAAGCAUCAACCUUGACAGCACGUGCAUGAGUAGGACGGAACCGGAAGUCCUAAUGGAACUGGUAAAAGCAAUACAGAAACAAACCGAGCGCGUGAUAGAGUGCCUCAUGGAAUCCAAACCCGUAAAACAAAGACAAAGAUCAAUCCACUACUCGUGACAGCGAUAACCUUCCGCGGGAUAAGAAAGUCCAAUUUAAUGUUAAUGCAUUUUUCAUAAAAUAAUAUACAGAAA